Messenger RNA from Leishmania major strain Friedlin, 1164 nucleotides. RefSeq lists its product as hypothetical. NCBI's taxonomy places the organism in Eukaryota, Euglenozoa, Kinetoplastea, Trypanosomatida, Trypanosomatidae. The coding region runs from base 1 to 1164 and encodes 387 amino acids. The transcript has a single exon. The record is from RefSeq and is a predicted model, not a curated record.
AUGUCCGCGGUCGCUCACGAGUUUGAGACACCUGCUGAGGUGAGGCCGUCUGGUCAGAAUGGGAUCAACAUGGCCGCGGCACCGCCUGCCCGUGAGGAUGGCUUUAGCGUCUCGGCUACAGAGCUCGCUUCUAAGCCGCAUCCUAAUCGCGCCAUUCAGUCCACAGUCUCAGUGCCGCACACGCGGAUCCUGAGCCGUCCAUCCGCCGGCGGAGUGCACUUCUCUGAUGCUGGGAGGACUGCCGCAUCCGGCUCUGCGAACGGCGGCAAAUCGCACGCGGUGCCCUACGAGGGUACGGUGGUGCAUCCCUCGUCGCGCGGUCGCGUUUCCAGGUCUGGAGCUGGUGCAGGUGCGGUUGCCAGUGGGGCUGAGGCAAAGGCCGUCGUGCAGCUGGCCGGUGAGAAGGUGAAGGCUGCUAAGGUUCAGUUUCCCCAGGAGAUCGCUGCGGCUGACCACAGAGCCACGCCUGCGGGGGGCAAAAAGAGGGUGCCGGAGCCGCGCCUCAAGCACGCGCACUUGCCGAAGGUACCCGAGGCCUACGCAACAGCCGCGGCUGCGAAUGGCAAUGGGGCCAGCGCGGUCAAGACGACAUCUCGUCGGCGCCGCCGCAACGGAAACACCGCAGGGGCUGAGGGCAGGCGACCGCCGCAUUCUCAGACCGCGGGGCAGGGCGCUGUCAAGGCGACCAAGGCAAAGCAGCCGGUGGGGAUAUCCAAGAAGACGCAGGGCGAGAACGGCAGGGCUCAUUGCACGGAGCCGGCCGCCAGCUCGCAGGAGUCUGGGAAGAGGAAGGCGGCAGCGGCUAGGACAGCCGAGGCCGCCGCUGCGGCAAAAGGUUCUCCGAAGCAAAAGCCUGCCAAGAAAGCGAUCCCGGCUGCUGCUGCUGCUGCUGCUGCUACGACCAACGCUAAGAGCGCUGAGCACGGUGCCGCUGCACAGUCGCAGACAGAGAAGUCGGCGGCAGCAGCGGAGGCGUCAGCGGAUCAGGCGUGCGUCGACAAGAAGAACAUCGUAGAGGAAGCCACGACUGAGGUCGAUGGGGUGCUCAGCGCUCCUGCAGUGGAGAAAGAGGCCGCUGCUGCGGCGAAGCACGCGGAUCCGGAGGCGACAGGUGCUAAGGAGGAAGCUGCCGAGCAACCCGAGGAGGAUGCGACUGAGCUUUAA